AUAUGUGAUUCCUCCUGUCUUAUUUUCUACAUUUGUUUUCUCCGUUUUAUUUCUGUUUCUCUCAUCUUGUUGCAGUUCAUACGCCUUUCUCUCAGCUCCAAUGGCCGACCAGCUCACCGAUGAUCAGAUCGCCGAGUUCAAGGAGGCUUUCAGCCUAUUCGACAAGGACGGCGAUGGUUGUAUUACCACCAAGGAACUCGGGACUGUAAUGCGGUCUCUUGGGCAAAAUCCAACUGAAGCAGAGCUACAAGACAUGAUAAAUGAAGUUGAUGCGGAUGGCAAUGGUACCAUUGAUUUUCCCGAGUUCCUCAACCUCAUGGCCCGCAAGAUGAAAGACACUGAUUCAGAGGAGGAACUCAAGGAAGCCUUCCGCGUGUUUGAUAAGGAUCAAAAUGGUUUUAUUUCUGCAGCUGAGCUUCGCCAUGUUAUGACAAAUCUUGGCGAGAAGCUGACAGACGAGGAAGUUGAUGAGAUGAUUCGCGAGGCAGAUGUUGAUGGGGACGGGCAGAUCAACUAUGAGGAGUUUGUCAAAGUUAUGAUGGCCAAGUGAGGACCAAUCAACCAUAACCCAAAUUGGAAAAACUUAUAAAAAAGAAAAGGGUCAGGCAGAUAAGUUUUGAUGAGAAUUAUGUUUCCAUUAGGAAAUCUUUAGUUUUUGUUGGUCAGUGUGUCUAUUUUAUUGUUUGCUUUAAUUUGAACUGCUCCUUAUUAGUUUCCUACUUGUUUGUUAUGUCUUGUUUCAUUAGUUUGUGCUACUUGUCUGUCACCACCAUGCAUUGUUACUUCACUUACUUUUAAUCUUUUUUUUUUGGUAAUUAUUAUGAACCUAGAAUAUUGGCUGCA
Vicia villosa (hairy vetch) is the source of this 843-nucleotide messenger RNA. RefSeq names its product calmodulin-1. Lineage: Eukaryota; Viridiplantae; Streptophyta; Magnoliopsida; Fabales; Fabaceae. Bases 101 to 550 code for a protein of 149 amino acids. The transcript is spliced from 2 exons. Gene Ontology annotation, molecular function: enzyme regulator activity; calcium ion binding. The record is from RefSeq and is a predicted model, not a curated record.